Messenger RNA from Phytomonas sp. Hart1, 578 nucleotides. The record is from the annotation of a GenBank genome assembly. NCBI's taxonomy places the organism in Eukaryota, Euglenozoa, Kinetoplastea, Trypanosomatida, Trypanosomatidae.
GAUUAAUUAUGCAUACAUUUUUAUAUUAGCAAUUAUUUUAGAACAUUAUUGUAGUCGUUAUAUUAUUAUUAUUAUUAUUCCUGUCGUGAUGGAUUUCCCUCUUAUUGAUGAAGCCUUCUCUCUUCUCCAAAAGGAUGGCAAGAUACCAAGGGUUUCGAUUCCUAUAGCUUUACGUGCGGCUGGGUUGAAUCCAAGUGAGGAAAAAAUUAAGCAAAUAAUGUCCAUAGCGUCAGAUAUUGACAUGUCUGCUUAUAGGAAAUUAGUUGCCGAACAUGAUGAUAAAACAGACACUAUGGAAGCUGUAAAGGAAGCUUUCCGCGUAUUCGACAAGGAUUCGAAUGGUACCAUUUCAGUUCCAGAAUUUCGACAUAUUAUGACAAGCAUGGGAGAAAAGUACCGCGAGGACGAAUUUCAUGAUCUUAUUCAAGGAUUUGAGGAAAAUGGAGUGAUUCAUUAUGAAAAGCUUGUUGAAAGGAUGCUUGCACCUUUUACAGAUCAUGUAAUUCAAGUGCUAAAUUGAAAAUUAUUUAACUAUACAAAGAUAUGUAUUUUACCUUUAUUAUCUUGUUAUAGAAUUA